AUGGAACAGCAAGAACAAGGUACUCCAGGCGAUCGAGAUGAGAAUAAGGAAAAACCCGUUCCGGUGCCACUUACAUUGGAAAAUUUACAAUAUUUUGACUUAAGAGAAUAUGCAAUCAAAGUGAUUCAAAUAGCGUACAUUCAACUGAAAUGUUUGAGAAAAAUGGCGAUGGUGCGGGCACGCCAACUCAGAAACAUACGCCAAAGACCAUCGUACAGUGCUUACAUGGACCAUCGUGCCAAAGACGAACGUUGGAUCGAUGAGCUAGUACACGAAAUAAACAUGCUUGAAAAAGAACAGUCGGAUCCGGAACACUGCGCAGAAUUAUGGCACCCACGACUGCACAGCUCUGAGUGGAUCAAAGACCAUAACGAAACGACUGCCAAACCACGGCAGGUGGUAAAAUCAAAAUCGCGAAAUGAUAAGAAGCGCGUGUUAUGA
This is a messenger RNA of Cinara cedri, 441 nucleotides long. NCBI's taxonomy places the organism in Eukaryota, Metazoa, Arthropoda, Insecta, Hemiptera, Aphididae. The record is from the annotation of a GenBank genome assembly.